GCUGCAGGGACCUCCUCGCCGCCCUCGGCCCCACCUGCAUCCCCUCGCACGGUGCCCCGUCGCGGAUCGACUACGUCUUGGCGAACGCCGGGGCUCAAUCGCUGGUUUCCCGGGUCGGGCUGCGCUGGGACCUCGGUCUGGCCACGCACGCGGCCUUGCUGGUGGAGCUCCAGGUCGCGCCGCCGGAGCGUGCACUUCUUCGGCAGCCCGUGGUGGCCUUGGACGGCGGCGCUGCGGAGGGAUGGGGUGCAGAGUCGGCUGGUGCGACGACCGCUGCUGUGCAGGCUCGCCGCCAGGAGGCUUUCCACCGCGCCCUUGACCACCGCGACCUCUCGUCCGCCUGGCAGCAACUUCAUGCGACGAUGCGGGAGUGGCUCGCUGUGCGUCGCGGGCUCCAGGCCGUGCCGGACCGCCCGCAUGCGGCUGCGGCAUGGCAGGCUGACCGGCCUCCCACAGCCGGAGGUGGCGGCGAGGCGGCCGAGGCCGCGGCUGAUGCGGCGCUGCUCCGGCUCCGGCGGCUGCGCGGCUUCCGGCAAGCCUCGCAGCGUCCAGGAGGCGCGGCCCAGCGCGUCGCGAUAUCUACCUUGGCUGCACUCCGUGCCGCCGACACUACUGAUGCUGCAUGGUCGCAGGCCCUCUCGGGGGUCACGGUGGCUGCAGGGGUCCCGCCGGACCUUCUGGCCCGGGCGGACGAGAAGCGGCGGCAGGAUGCGACGCUCGUGCCCGACCCUGCCGUGGUCGCCAGCGCAGCGCGGGCGCCGGUGGGCAGCAGGCCGUGGCUGCUGUCGCUUCGUGGCGGGCCCGCGGCGCAACUCCGCUUCUUCGAGGGGCCUUGGCGGGAGUUGUGGCAGCGGCAGCCGCGGGUCGCGAUCGGCGAAGAGUGGCUGCAGGAGCUGGACAACCUGCCGCCCUUCCCGCAGAGGGCGCCGUGGACCGCCGACCUCGUUGCAGGGCUCCUGCGGCGCAUGCCCAAGAGGAAGAAACCGG
Messenger RNA from Prorocentrum cordatum, 987 nucleotides. The record is from the annotation of a GenBank genome assembly. NCBI's taxonomy places the organism in Eukaryota, Dinophyceae, Prorocentrales, Prorocentraceae.